ACGGAGGGUGUGGGGUAAUUUGAUAGUCAGCGAACCUGGGCGAAUAUUUGGAGGAAAAAGAAAGAAAAACAAUGAUGGUACGGAUGUACGGAGACGUGUGAUCAAAGAUGUGUUCACGUUUUCGUUUAAAUAGAAAUUUAACUGCCAACGAGUUGAGCUAAAGUGUGUAGGCCUAGAGAAGACAAACAUUUAGACGAUGUAGCCUCUCGGAGUACAGAACACUAUCUCAGUAAAUUACAGCGUAACUCAAGACUUUCACCAAGCGUUUGACGGCUUUAAGAAAUGAUCUCACGUCGGCACGAUCAGCAGUGCUGCUUUAUCAUCGUGACUGUCGGAAUGAUAACCCCCUUCGUGUUUACGGCCCCAUCGCAUUACCUUCAAAGUUCACAUCAGCGAGAAACGUGGCUGUCGGACAAGGUUUUUUAUGAUCUGGAGGAAAACCAAGAGAACAGUGAGAGUUCGGACUCCAGUGAACUGUGUCCUCCAGUUCCAAAACAGCUGGGUGAUGACAGCUGCGCUGUUGCCUCCUGUCGUUCUGAUACCGAGUGUGCCGACAGACAGCUCAAGUGUUGUUAUAACGGCUGCGUGUUUACAUGUUUGGCUCAAGUGAAACCAGCUCCACAUUUUGACUGGAUAGUUGAACCAGUUCGGCAAUUACAGUUUGGCCAGUCUUGGUUAGUGCCUGGACCUGAUGAAGAUUCAAACAUUGUACUGUGCAGCACCACUCCACCAGAUGACGACUCUGACCCCCUUAUCUGUCCCCAUGGUUACACAUGCAUUGUGGAUGAUGUGGCGGCCAGUGCAGAGCAGGAGGAGUUGCCAGAUCAGGGCCACUGUGUGAAGAUAGCUGAUGAUGUCACUGUCAAAACUAUAACAAUUAGUGAAAUUCAAAAUGACCAGCCACCAUCCAAUGAUCUUUAUGACACAGCAUUAAAACAUGCCUGUUUCAUCGAUGAAGGUCAGCUGUUAAUAUCAGGACAUUCUUUAAUCUUAGAUGGGCAAAAGUGCUUUUGUAAUGAUAAAAAGUUGACCUGCAAUGAUUAAAGAUUUAUUUAUCAAA
This is a messenger RNA of Biomphalaria glabrata, 1060 nucleotides long. Its product is annotated as WAP four-disulfide core domain protein 1-like. Gene Ontology annotation, cellular component: extracellular region. The transcript has 8 exons. Bases 283 to 1044 code for a protein of 253 amino acids. Gene Ontology annotation, molecular function: peptidase inhibitor activity. Gene Ontology annotation, biological process: regulation of cell growth. The record is from RefSeq and is a predicted model, not a curated record. Lineage: Eukaryota; Metazoa; Mollusca; Gastropoda; Planorbidae.